Messenger RNA from Marasmius oreades (fairy-ring Marasmius), 2066 nucleotides. RefSeq lists its product as uncharacterized. NCBI's taxonomy places the organism in Eukaryota, Fungi, Basidiomycota, Agaricomycetes, Agaricales, Marasmiaceae. Bases 11 to 1024 code for a protein of 337 amino acids. Gene Ontology annotation, biological process: mitochondrial proton-transporting ATP synthase complex assembly. Gene Ontology annotation, cellular component: mitochondrion. The transcript is spliced from 3 exons. The record is from RefSeq and is a predicted model, not a curated record.
GGCUCUGAACAUGCACCGUCUCUUCCUGGGGAGGGCUUGUCGCCCUCUCGCACUACGACUACCUCACCGUACAGUAUUCAGGUCACUCAAUACCGAGGCUAUUGAUUACGACUCGAAAUACGCCGGCAAGCUCUAUCAACGGGCUAAGGAAAAAAGCAUCAGUGUCAGCCAGCUCAAAGCUGAAGCCCGGCAGAAACUGGAAGAGGAGAAAAUACGCGUUCGGGAUACUCUUGCGGGUGACAAGGCUCAGGACCAGGAAAAGAAGAUCCAUGGAGCAAAAGCGCCAGUCUCAUCGAACACUAGACGUGACAGCUCACCAAUUAAGCCACUCUCAUCUAUCCUGAACCUUUCUCGCAUUAUUUCCCUCAAUGCUUCCCAAAUAGGUGCACUGUGGACUGCUUACCAUGCAUCUCGUUCGGACGGAACUGGUCGAGGGUAUCUCUGUGCAUCGAUAUCUGUAGCCCUUUACGAGAAGAUGGCCAAAAAUGGCAUGAAAUAUCCUGUUUUCGUCCUCCCCGUCCCACAUCUAAAACAACCCUCCACGACAAAGGAGACUCAGAAGGAGAAAAAUACUGCAUAUGAGUUCUACUUCAUGGAAUGGGCUUUUCAUGAGCCUCCUGUCGGCCCCUCCGCUGCCACCGCCGACCCGUUCUCUAAACCUCCACAGUGCCAUGACGCUAGCAAUAUACCCAUCUCCACUAUCUUGUUUACUCCUCUGAUAGAGUACAAGAUGCGGAACUCGUUUGCUACCCCCUACCUCGUUCUAACGCACUACACUGACCUUGCUAAAACGCACGGAAUCGUAUUGCUUCGAGGAGAAAUCACACCCACUUCUGCAGGAAACGGGCACCUGUUGUCCCAGGAGGAUGCUCAAGUACUCUCCAUGGGUUUACAAAAGUUCUACUUAUGGGACAACACGACUGCCGAUAGCUCAAACACAGGGGAGAAGAUGUUGAAGGCUUUCCACGAGGACCCCCACAAUUUCAAUUGGCAGCAGCUGCUACAAUAUGGUACACACUUAUAAGUAGAAGGUUUUAGAUGAAGAGGAUUGUACUAUUCACACAGUCAAUAUGAUAGAGAGGAUAAUGGACGCAGUCAACAGAAACAAGUGGGUACUAAUUGAUCACGCGAAUCUACGAACAUUCGAUCCCAUGGCCUUGCCAGCCCACUUACCACUCCUUUGAGCCGCUUGUUCAAUUUCCGCUUCCCUGUAAACUGGUGCCAUACUCAGGUUCCUGGAGACUGAAAUUAGAUGGCAGUACACGCGUUUGAACAGGGACGGACCUUUUCUUCUUCAUUGUGCCACUCGCAGACGAACCUCUCUUCGGCAUGAUGAACAUGGAGUCUUCUUCUCCAACCUCAUCCUCAAGCAUCAAGUCAUUUAGCCCUUUGGUUAAAUUGGAAACGCGAGUUUGUUGGUUAUUUCCCUUUGGGCGGGUCGGUGAUGAACUAGAGUGCCUUGGUACAACCUUAGCCCGAGGUGUAGGCAAUGAAGGAACCCAUUCAUCGUCUUCUUCGGCGUCUUCUUCGGAUUCGUCUGCAGAAUCCCGGUCAACUAAUUCGUCGUCAGAGGGGUUCACACUGCUUGUAUCUUCCGUUUCACCAUCACUGGUCACUGCCUCCUCGUUGUCUGAAGGUAGCAUGGGUGGAUCGGGAACGAAUUUUCGAAUUUCUCGAAUUUCUUGAGAGGCAAGGCUUCGUAUCCGUUGCGGGUGCUUCGCAUGUUUAAACAUCUCCUCGUCAGACCCAGAGUCAGAUUCUUCACCAUCUUGUUCAAUCUAGGACACCUGUUAGAGGAAAUCUUCAUCCAACAAGCAUUGAAUACCAACCAAACUCAUCUCAUCAUCUUCCCCUUCCUCUGAUUCAUCAUCACUGUCGACUUGUAGUUGCCGCUUUUUGACAGGACUAGCAAACAGUCCUGACUGAUGAAGCAUGUCGAUUUUGGCAUCAGUUUUCACUUCGUUUUGUUCAACUUCCUUCAUCAGACGCCUUGUAUACAUUCUCUCCAUUUCUUGCAUGCGUUCCUCCAUUUCCCUCAUCACCUCCUCGCGCGUUUCGGCUUCAAU